GAAUAAUAUUCCUAAUUAGUUAAGUUUGGUUGCUUAGUUGAUGAAAAAAGGAGGUAGCUUUAUAUUCACCGCCCCCCUCGGGACAGAUUGGUUAUUGUUUGACAUGGACGGAGAGAGAAGCAGAAUGGUGAAGGAAAGGAGGGGAUCUGAUAUUUCCUUUUCGCGUUGAAUUCCGAAUUCCAAAUAGCUCUUUAUCCUGAAAGAGAGAAAGCAAGUUAAAAGCAAGCAGGGUAGCUACUACUAGGGUAUUGCUUUGUUGAUUUUUGUUUGUGUUUGUAAAAAGCUUUGUUUUGAUUGUUUUGCCAACCCAUCCUCCACCCUUGAAAAUGUGAAUUUGUCUAUAUUGAAAGUGUUCUUAUCUUAUCUCGCCACACACUAAUUUCGUUUUCUCCCUCUCCAAGUGUAAGUUUCACACACAUUCGUCUCUUUUUUCUCCUCUCCCAUAAAGUCAAGCAAGUACCCCCCGCAGAAAGGCAACCCCUCCCUCUCAUCAGAUUCAUAUUCAUUCUCCUCCCCUUCUCUCUUCUCAUUUCUCACUCACCCUUCAUUCAAUUCAAUCCAACCCAAAUCCAAGAAUCUUCUCUAUAUUUUUUUUCUUCUUCUUUUUCGCUGGAGCCUCACCAACAGUACACCAUUCAAUUCUUUCCAGCCGUGAAAUGAGAGCCGGACUAAGCACCAUCCAGCAAACCCUAACGCCCGAGGCGGCGAGCGUUCUCAACCACUCAAUCGCGGAGGCCGGCCGGCGAAACCACGGCCAAACCACUCCGCUCCACGUGGCGGCGACCCUCCUCGCCUCUCCCUCGGGCUUCCUCCGCCAAGCCUGCAUAAAAUCUCACCCCAAUUCCUCUCACCCUCUUCAGUGCAGAGCCUUGGAGCUAUGCUUCAGCGUGGCGCUGGAGCGGUUGCCUACUUCUCAGAACACGGGCUCUUCCAUGGAGCCGCCAAUCUCCAAUGCCUUGAUGGCGGCCCUGAAGCGGGCCCAGGCCCACCAGCGCCGAGGCUACCCGGAGCAACAGCAGCAGCCACUCCUUGCCGUGAAAGUCGAACUCGAACAGUUAAUCAUAUCCAUCCUCGACGAUCCCAGCGUGAGCAGGGUCAUGAGAGAAGCCAGUUUUUCAAGCCCCGCCGUUAAAGCCACCAUCGAACAGUCCCUCAACGCCGUCCCCGCCACCGUUAAUUCCGGAUUGGGAUUCCGGCCAAGCGCGGUGGCUCCGGUGAAUUCCGCCCCGGGGCGGAAUUUAUAUCUGAACCCGCGGCUACAACAGCAGGGGAGUGCUGCACAGCACAGGGGCGAUGAAGUGAAACGAAUUUUGGAUAUUUUGCAUAGGACGAAGAAGAGGAACCCGAUCUUGGUCGGGGAAUCGGAGCCCGAGGCCGCGAUCAAAGAAGUGAUAAAAAAAAUUGAGAACAAGGAAUUGGGAGAAGGGGGUUUCGCGAAUGCUCACGUGAUUCAUUUGGAGAAGGAGCUUCCGAGUGACAAGGCGCAGAUACCCGCGAGGCUGCAGGAGUUGGGGGAUUUGAUUGAGAGCAGGAUUGGGAAUUCUGGGUGUGGAGGGGUUUUCGUUGACUUGGGUGACUUGAAGUGGCUGGUGGAGCAGCCUGUGGGGUUCGGCGUUGGCGGUGGUUUGGGAAACAUGCAGCAACUGACCCUCGCGGAGGCGGGCAGGGCGGCGGUAGCCGAGAUAGGGAGGUUGGUGAGCAAGUUCGGUGAGGGUGGCGCUGGGAGGCUUUGGUUGUUAGGUACUGCUACUUGUGAGACUUACUUGAGGUGUCAGGUUUAUCAUCCUACCAUGGAAAAUGAUUGGGAUCUUCAGGCAGUGCCAAUUACCUCCAGAGCACCUCUCCCUGGAAUCUUUCCCAGGCUUGGGACCAAUGGUAUUCUUGGUACUUCGCUCGAGUCUUUGUUGCCGUUAAAGACCUUGUCCACUACAACAAUCCCUUCACUGAGGCGUGCUUCUGAGAACAUAGAUCCUUCUGCAGUAUCAAUUUGUUGCCCACAAUGUAUGCAGAGCUGCGAGCAAGAAGUAGCAGAAAUGUUGGAAGAAACUAAGAAAUCAGAUACUGAGCUCAAAUCAGAGGCAGCUAAACCGUCCCUUCCACAGUGGUUACAGAAUGCUAAAACUAAUAAUGAUAACGGCAAAGUAAUGGAUCAGGCUCAGAACCAAGAAGUGAAUGUGAAGAAGAGGACUAAAGAAAUACAGAAGAAAUGGCACGAUUCCUGUUUGAGUUUGCAUCCUAAAUUUCAUCAGCUAAAUGUGAGCACAGAGACACUUGUUCCAACUCCUUUGUCAAUGACUGGCCUAUACAAUAUGAAUUUACUGGGGCGCCAAUUCCAACCCAAGAUACUGCGGAAUAAAAAUCUCGGAACCUCUUUGCAAUUGAGCUCAAAUCCAACGCCAAUCCACCCACCAGAGCAUGCGGUGAGCCCAAAGCAAAUGCCUGUAACAACCGACCUGGUCCUUGGGCAAACAAAGCCAGCUGAUGCCGUUCCAGAAGAAACACAUAAAGAAGGCAUUAAUGACUUCUUGAGCUGCCUCUCUUCCGAGUCACAAGACAAGUUCGAUGAAUUACAGAGCAAAAAGCUGAUUGAUGCGGACUCUUUCAAGAAGCUCUUGAAAGGCCUGACAGAAAAGGUGUGGUGGCAGCAGGAUGCAGCAUCAGCAGUGGCCAGCACAGUAACACAAUGCAAACUGGGUAAUGGAAAAAGACGCUCCAAGGGUGACACGUGGUUACUGUUCGUGGGUCCUGACAGAAUUGGCAAGAAGAAAAUGGCAGCAGCUCUUUCUGAGCUGGCAUCUGGGUCCAACCCAAUAAUAAUACCCCUGGCGCAACGCCGUGGGGAUGCAGGAGACUCUGAUGCCCCUCAUCUCCGUGGAAAAACAGCACUUGAUCGAAUAGCAGAGGCCAUAAGAAGGAACCCACUUUCUGUCAUUGUGCUUGAGGACAUUGAUGAAGCCAACAUCCUUCUUCGUGGGAGCAUAAGAAGAGCCAUGGAACAAGGCCGGUUCCCGGAUUCCCACGGCCGUGAAAUCAGUCUUGGAAAUGUCAUGUUUAUCCUCACUGCUAAUUGGUUGCCGGAGGACUUCAGGUGCCUCUCAAACGAGUCUCUACUGGAUGAAGAAAAGCUUGAAAAUUUAGCCAAAGGAGGGUGGCAAUUACGCAUAUCAGCAGGUAAGAGAGCAUCAAAACGAAGACCUAGUUGGCUAUCCGAUGAAGACAGGUCCUUGAAGCCUCGUAAAGAGGUGAACUCAGGUGUAUCGUUUGAUCUUAACGAAGCUGCUGCUGAUGCAGCAGAGGACGACAGGGGAGAUGGUUCCCUCAAUUCAAGUGACUUCACAGUGGAACAUGAAGACAACUAUCAUGAUGUAGGAGGGUCACUCUCAGCAGUACCACGUGAGCUGUUGGAUUCUGUGGACGAUGCCAUUGUCUUCAAGCCCUUGAAUUUCGAUCUCCUUCGCCGGAAUUUCUCGUCAUCCAUCGCAAAGAGGUUCUCCUCGGUGGUCGGGAAUGGGGUGUCAAUUGAAGUGCAGGGAGAGGCUCUUGACAAGAUCACCAGUGGAGUGUGGUUAGGCCAAACCACCAUUGAUGAGUGGAUGGACAAAGUGUUGGUUCCUUGUUUCCACCAACUGAAAAAGAAUUUGAAUUCAAGCACCCAUGACCAUGACUCUUCCAUGCUGUUUAGGCUCGAAGAUGAUGGCUACUCCGAUCGCCGGGGCUCCCAAGAGUGGCUACCUGCUACUGUGAGAGUGGUGGGAGAAUAGUAUAUUAUUCAAACAGUGGUGGUGAAUGGUGAUAUCCGUUUUUGUUGGUGGUAGAAAUGUAAAUAGAACACUUUGGCAUGGAAAAGUCAAAGGCGCGUAGUAGAACCAAGGAAAAACCGUUACAAGGCUCUUGGGGGUGUCAAUUUUUUUUCUCUUUAGAAAAAGAUUAACUAAUUUUUGUGUUAUAAACUUUAUAUUGUUUUCUUUUUUUCCCCUUUUGUAAGAAUAGGUAUAUUUAAUUAAACUGAGAAUGAUCAUUAUAUUAAUAAAAGGGAGCAUUAUUUCCUA
This is a messenger RNA of Glycine soja, 4049 nucleotides long. Its product is annotated as protein SUPPRESSOR OF MAX2 1-like. The transcript has 3 exons. NCBI's taxonomy places the organism in Eukaryota, Viridiplantae, Streptophyta, Magnoliopsida, Fabales, Fabaceae. The record is from RefSeq and is a predicted model, not a curated record. The coding region runs from base 657 to 3761 and encodes 1034 amino acids.